UCCUGAAUUUUCCACGGAUAGUAUGACUACCAGCCAUCACACUUUUGUUCCCUUUCCAUGUAGUCCUCCACUCGAUCCAAACAAAAGCCAUCCUUGCAGUUUCAGAAAUGCAGACUUUGCUGUUUGCUCUCCCUCUUUUUUUUUUCUGAACUUUUCUGCACCUAUCCUCCUCUGAUCCUUCGACACAUCACCAUCGUGGAGUAGUAGUAGUAGUUUUGCAAAGCGAGCUGACGCUUUCGACGAAACCUCUCAAUAUUCCAUUCCUGCUCCCAUCCCAUCCCAUGCUAUGCUCGUCUGAAUUCUGAUCGUCUCCUCCCCAACUCCACGACGAUCCCACUCAGCUGGUCCAUUCCAUCGAUCACACCCCCCCACUGGAUGCAAGAAUGGCGGCCACUGCCAUGCCGUCGUCGAUGCCGCCUCCGCCUCCGGCGAUCGCGACGUUCGCGGCGCCGCUGCAGCCGGACUACCAGGGCUCCGUCACCGCCGCCGCCGAGGGGGCGGCGGCGCGGGGCCACGGCGGCGGGGGGUCCAUCGGCACGUUCUUCGCCGUGCUCGCGGCGGUGCUGGUGCUCACCCUGCUGUCCUGCGUCCUCGGCCGGGUGUGCGCGCGCCACGCCGACGGGCCCGACGAGCGGUACGACUGCGCCACGCUGGCUUGCCGGUGGUGCUGCUGGGGGUCGCCGCCGCCUCGCCGGGUCGCCAGGCGGCGGGAGGCCAAGCCCCCGCCGCCCGUGGUGGAGGAGGUGGCGCCCGCCGCCGAGCUGCCACCGCCGGAGCCAUGAACUGGAGAUCGCCGCCGCCUCGGCUUCCCAGGUUGUUCCAGCCUACUACACAUCCAAGCUCCAAGCUUCCAAGAGGAUCACACAUGUAUGUCAAUGUGGUAGAGUCUGUAAUCGUAAAUGUUCUUUGAAAUCCUUCUGUUCUUCAUGUUACCAUUAGAAGUUCUUAGAUUUCAGCCCCCCUUCUUUGUACACUGAUUAAUGGAUAAAUUAUACAUUCAGUUCUUGAUACAAACUUAUGGAUGUUCUAUACCAAAGUUCAUUUCUUCA
This is a messenger RNA of Oryza sativa Japonica Group (Japanese rice), 1049 nucleotides long. The record is from RefSeq and is a predicted model, not a curated record. NCBI's taxonomy places the organism in Eukaryota, Viridiplantae, Streptophyta, Magnoliopsida, Poales, Poaceae.